Hibiscus syriacus is the source of this 1740-nucleotide messenger RNA. Its product is annotated as heavy metal-associated isoprenylated plant protein 32-like. Gene Ontology annotation, molecular function: metal ion binding. The transcript has 4 exons. The record is from RefSeq and is a predicted model, not a curated record. The coding region runs from base 210 to 1652 and encodes 480 amino acids. NCBI's taxonomy places the organism in Eukaryota, Viridiplantae, Streptophyta, Magnoliopsida, Malvales, Malvaceae.
UGGUCAAGACGAAGCCUUCUUCUUCUUUCUUUUGUUCACAUUUGUUGUUUGCUCUCUAAUUCCUUCUUCUUCUGUUACAAAACAAAGCCUUUUUCUCUGUUGGGAUUUGUUGUAAAUUUCAUCCUCUGUUUUUUUACCUUCUUCAGAUCUGUUUCCUUCUCCCUGUUUUUCGUGCUUGUUGAUUUUUCAAGUGUUAAGAUAGAUAAACAAUGAGUAAAGAAGAGCUUAUGAAGAUCCAAACUUGUGUUCUCAAAGUUAACAUACACUGUGAUGGGUGCAAGAACAAAGUGAAGAAAAUUUUACAAAAGAUUGAAGGGGUUUUUAAAACCACCGUUGAUUCUGAGCAAGGUAAGGUAACAGUACUGGGAAAUGUAAACCCAGAUGUUCUCAUCAAGAAGCUUGCAAAAUCUGGGAAACAUGCAGAGCUUUGGGGUUCUUCAAAAGCAACCAACAACAACAACAAUAAUCAGGGUCACCUUGCUAACCAGUUCAAGAACAUGCAGAUGCUUGAUAAUGGCGGAAAAGGUGGAAACAACAACAACAAGAACAACAAUGUCGGCAACAAUAACAAGAAGGAAGCGCCGAAAGGGGGCAACAAUAACCAACCACCCAAAGUAGGCCAGCCAACGCCUCAACAAUUGCAGCAGCAUCUUCAACAGCUUCAGCAAAUGAAGGGGUUUCAAGAUCUGAAGCUUCCUCAGUUGAAAGACAUGAAGAAUAGUCCUAUUCCCAACAACAAUCAGAAGGGUUUGAAGUUUGCUGAAGAGGAUGCUUUGAGUGAUGAUGAUGAUUAUGAUGAUGACGACGAGUUGGAUGAUCCUCGUCAUCCGCUUAACAAGAUGAAGCCCGUGAUGGGAAAUGCUCCAAAGGGAUUACCCAACAAUAUGAUGAUGUUGAAGGGGAUGAUGAAUGUUAAUCAUCCUCAGCUUAUGAAUGCCCAAAAGCCAGCCCAAAACGCCGGACCUAACGGUAAAAAGGGUGGUGCCGGUGGCAAUGGUGUGCCUGCUGGUGGUGGUAACAAUGGAAACGGAGGUAAAAAAGGCGGUCCUGUUGGAGGAUAUAAUAAUGGGGGAAACCCAAAUCAAGGUGGUGGCGGUGGUAGAAACGGAGGUAAAAAUGGACCUCAGGAGGCAAACAAGAACGUUGGUGGUGGUGUAAAUAACGGUGGUCCAAACGGUGGCAAGAAGGGAAAUAAUGGUGUUUCCGAUGGGUUCCCAACCAUGGGUGGCGGCCCAAAUGGUGGAAACAUGGGUGGUCCUCAGAGGGCGGCUGCCAUGAACAUGGCAAUGGGCCAAAUGGGUAACAUCCCAGCGGUUCAAGGCUUACCAGCAACCGCGGCUAUGAACGGCAAUGGCGGAGGCGGCAACGGUGGAUACUUCCAAGGGGCGGGUCCAGAUGUUAUGCCGGGUAAUCCAUACCAUCAACAACAGAUCAUGGCAGCAAUGAUGAACCAGCAACGUGCAGUGGGAGGACCAAGUGAGAGGUUUCAGCCAAUGAUGCACGCUAGGCCACCACCAGCUGUCAAUUACAUGCCACCACCAUACCCAUACCCAUAUCAAUAUCCAUACCCGCAUCCAUACCCACACCCUCAACCCGACCCGUAUACCCACUUCUUUAGUGAUGAGAAUACCUCAAGCUGCAAUGUUAUGUGAAGAAGAUAUUUGGAAUUUAAUUUACCUUUAAAAAAAAAGAGAAAUAUUUGGAUUUAAGUUGAAAAAAAGGAAGUUCCAAGUUUGAUGA